AUGCCUCCAACUCCGGAGUCAAUAUCUAUUGGCAAAGGGGAUUGUGGGUCCAAACUUGGUGACACUUCCAAUUUUGAAAGACCUAUUGGUAGGAAGGUUGAAAAGGUCAUCCGAAAGAACAAAGCCACCGGAAAAGAUGUAGGGGAAUAUUUGACCAAGAAAUUGAAAUUGAUUGAGGAUGUUGCAUCCAUGAAUCACUAUUUGUUUUGCAAGUUCCUUCUUGAUGACUCAGAUAAAGAUGAGAUAAUCGAAAAACUUGUUAUGGAAACAUCACAACCUAAACGUCGUUGUUCUAUCCGACGUAAUCAUUUGGUAGAAGCUCAUGACUCUUACUUUGUCCAAAAAAGAAAUAGUGUCAAAAAACUUGUUUUAUCUUCAUUACAAAAGAUAAUUGCUGCACUUAGAAUGCUUACGUAUGGAGUAUCGGGUGAUUUGAUAGAUAAAUAUGUGCAGAUUGGAGAAACUACUGCAGUAGAAAGUUUGAAAAAAUUUGUUACUACGCGAUCUCAUGUAUUUAAUGAACUUGCUGAAGGACGUGCUCCUGCAGUACAUUACUUAAUCAAUGGUCAUGACUACACAAUGAGAUAUUACCUUGCUGAUGGCAUAUAUCCAAAAUUGGCAAUAUUUGUAAAAACAAUCCCAGCUCCACAAGGACAGAAGUAUAAAUUAUUUGCAGCAGCCCAAGAAGCGUGUAGGAAGGAUGUUGAGCGUGCAUUUGGAGUACUUCAAGCACAUUUCACAAUUGUCCAUGGACCUGCACGAUUUUUCCAUCUUGAAACACUCCAAAAGAUCAUAAAAGCGUGCAUAAUUCUCCACAACAUGAUUGUUGAAGAUGAGUGGGAAGAUGAGCGGGAUGAUAAUGAAGCGGUAGACUUGGAUUAUGAACAAAAUGAUGGAGUGGAUAAUCCUCCUCUGCAAGUGUAA
Messenger RNA from Quercus robur (English oak), 924 nucleotides. RefSeq lists its product as uncharacterized. Lineage: Eukaryota; Viridiplantae; Streptophyta; Magnoliopsida; Fagales; Fagaceae. The transcript is spliced from 4 exons. The record is from RefSeq and is a predicted model, not a curated record. Bases 1 to 924 code for a protein of 307 amino acids.